Hydra vulgaris (swiftwater hydra) is the source of this 6316-nucleotide messenger RNA. RefSeq lists its product as uncharacterized. Gene Ontology annotation, cellular component: cell surface. NCBI's taxonomy places the organism in Eukaryota, Metazoa, Cnidaria, Hydrozoa, Anthoathecata, Hydridae. The record is from RefSeq and is a predicted model, not a curated record. Gene Ontology annotation, molecular function: heparin binding; protein binding.
AAAAUUGGCGAGUAAGGCCCGUCAAAUGAAAGAUGGUUUUGUUAAUUGUGCAACAAUGCUGGAUUUAUAUGAUUGUUUACAUUCUUUCUACAAAUGCAACACCUCAAGCAACACCGUUUUCAUCAAACGAUCUAAACAACUAUUUAGAAGACUCUAUAGCUCAAUACCGUUUAAAUGUGCAUAAAAAGCUACAACAGAGUAGGAGACGCUCAAAAAGAGAGAUUCAUAUUGAUGACUUUUUACAUUCAAGUAAUAACAACGCGUAUGAAGUACAAUUACAAAAUAUUAUACCUAUUCAAUCUGUACCUACAAUUUACCCUAUGAAGUUAACCCCGUUUGUGAUAAAAAACAAAACUCAUCUUGCUGUUGUAAACUUUAAAUCAGACAAUGAAAAAUAUUCGUCAUUAUCUUCAAUCUAUUAUAUUAACGAAUCGAGUCAAACAAGCAAGUUUCAGUUAUUGCAAAAUUUUUCAACGUCUGGUGGUGUACACUUUGAGUUUGCUGAUUUGGGUAGUGAAAAGUAUGCUAUAUUUCUCGACUCAAUUGGCGAUCAAAGCUGGUUAAAAGAAAGUGUAUAUAAAAAGUCAUUUUCAAUUUAUCAGUAUUUGCCACAAGAAAAUGCUCUUCGUCCUUUUCAAUACAAAAGUAAAAUCCUUGCUCUAGGUGGAAAAUCUGUAAAGGUAUUUUUAAGACAAGGAAUUCCUUUUUUUGUUACGGCAAAUUCAUUUUAUGAUAAUGGUUUACGGUAUCAAGUAAAGUCCACACUUCAUGCAAAAACAACAAAAGGGUUUGAAUUAAUUCAAGAGUUUGAUACAAUGUCAGCUCAGGAUGUUGAAGUUAUUACGAUUAAUGGUGAACGUUUUAUUUUAUUUGUUAAUCACCAAGACAACAGUGGAAAUGUUGAUAUAUACUCUUCAGUAUACAAAGAGCGUUCCGCAAUAGAAUAUAACGGUAUUGACGGACCAUUUGCAUUAUACCAAAGUAUUUUAACUCAUGGCGCUAAGGAUUUUGAGUACUUUAUGUUCGAAGGCAAUCAUUACUUAGCUGUUGCGAACGAAUAUACAAAAAUUACAAGUGUAGACAUGGUUACCCAAGCUUCAGUAACUACAACUCUGUACGAUAUUGAUUCGGUCAUAUAUUGGUGGACAGGAAAAAUUUGGGUAGAAUGGCAGCGUAUACCUACUCAAGGUGCUGUAAAAUGGACAUACUUUCAGGCCGAGUAUGGAGAGCCAAUGUUAGUUGUGGCAAACUCUAAAUCUCAAGCAGUUAUUUACACAUAUGAUCCUUUACGUGGAAUUUUUAAACCAACUCAAUUGCAAGGCUUAAAUCCUUUUCAAUGGAACAGCUCUUUUAUACCAAAUGUGCGCUCAGUUAUGCCCUUCAAGAUGAUGAAUGACACAUAUCUUGCUGUCGCAAAUUAUGAAAAAAGUGCGCGGUCUGGAUAUAAUAUCUUUAAACUGCAGUUUAAUCGUACUUCUGUACAAAGUCUUGAGCCAACUAUUCCUGAAAUUAUCUCUAAGCUUUUAGAAAAAAUGGAGAAAAAUAUGGAAGAGGUCAAAGAAAAUCUUGCAUCUGUGCUCUCAAAUGUUGUUGGAAAAAUAAUGACUAAGAGAAGUAAUCAAAACAUUACUUCAAAAGUCUACUUUGAAGAAUUAGAAGUCAACACUAUUUCUACAUCAGAAGUAUUUUAUCAAAGCAAUAUAUCAAACAACCCUUUAGAAUUGAUGCACAAAGAAAUAUCAAAGCUUAAAGAUUUGUUGAAAGAGCAUGAAAAUAAAAUUAUUUUGUUACAAAAACAAUUAAAUGAUGCAGUAUUAAUCAGUGAAAAUGCUAAUAUUACAGGGAAAAAGACCUUAGGAGAUAUGAAAUCAAAGUAUCUUAUCUCUAAUUUAACAUUUGUUAAUGGUUAUGUUGACAGAACUAAUAUUUCCAAUCUAAAGAUCAAUUCAUGGAGUAAAUCUACAAACCAGAACAUAACAGGUUGCUUUACAUUCAAAAAACUGUCAGUUACAGGAAAUCUUACAGUAAAUGGAAAAAUAAAUGACAUUUCUAUCGAUAACCUUAUGACCACUAACACUGAACAAACUGUCACUGGUUCAAAGUCAUUUUAUAAUGAAUUUAUUGUUGCUUCAGAUUUAAAUCUAAAAAAUUUUACACUAAAUGGUUUAAUGUUUCCAGAUGAUCUGAUGAAAAGAAGUGGCAUUCAAACAAUUAGUGGUUAUAAGACUUUCAAGAACUUAGAGUUCAAUAAACCUGUCAUUAUUAAUGCUUUAAUUGAUCAGGUGAACAUCACUGAUUUUAAUAUUAAUAAAGUAACUACUUCUGGGACACAAAAUAUAACACAAAAAGUGAUUUUUCAAAAUGGUUUUACUGUCACUUCCGAUGUUAUAAUCAAAGGUUUAGUCGAUGGUACAAACCUUGAUAAAAUAAAGGAAAAUAUUGAUGCUUCUAUGGGUGACCAAAUUAUUCAGACUAACACAACAUUCAAAAAGGUAUAUGCAAAAAAUUCUGUUCAGGUGGACAGCAUGAAUGGUUACAAUAUGAGUGAAGUUGUCACCACUAAUGAAAAGCAGAGGAUUACUGCAAACAUAUCUUUUGAGAAUGACAUUAUAGUAGAAGGUGACCUUAUGGCUGGUAUUAUAGAUGGCAUAAAGUUAUCAUCUGAGGCAGUAACAAAAGGAGGGAACCAGGAAAUCAGUGGAGUCAAAACAAUUUUUUCACCUAAAAUAAAUGCAAACACAAUUGUUACUGGUUUACUUAAUGGUGUUAAUCUCAGCUACUGGAUGAACAAUAUUGUUUUAAAAAACUCUAAAAAAAAAAUAACUGGCAAGAAAGUUUUUACAAAUGGGGCAAUAAUUAAAAAACAACUUUAUGUAAAACAUAUUAAUAACAUAACAUUGGAAAAUCUAAAGUCAGAUUUAGUAUCACUUAAUACUGAUGGUAUUUGGAACAGUCAGUUUAUCUUUGAAAAUGUAUUAGUUUUUGGAGAUUGUCAUGUAAAUGGUUAUGUAAAUGGACUUCAAGUUCCGAUUGAUUUAAUAAAAAUUUCAGGCAAUCAAGUAGUUCAUGGAAAGAAAGAGUUUGCAUCUAAUGUCAAUAUAGGAGGCAGUUUUAUAUCUUUAUCAAACUUAAACAAUGAAAACAUUAGCUUUUUUUUUGAAAAUGUAGUCAAAAACAAUACAGACGAGGAUGUAAAUGCUAUUCUUUAUUUCCAUGGAGAUACUUAUUUUAAAAAAAAUAUUACUUUUUUAUCUAAGUUAAACAAUCUAUCAUUUCCAAAUGACGUUGUCACAUUAAAUACUUACCAAAAUGUAAAAGGGCAUUUAUUGUUUUUGGAACCAUCAUUGUUUCUAAACAAAGUUAUAACUACUAUUGUAAAUGUCAAUACCACAGUAAAUGGUAUUGAUCUUUAUGAAAUGGAAAAAAAUGCUCUUUAUAAAGACCGAAACCAAACUGUAAAUGCAAGUUUAGUUUUUCUUGGGGGAAUUUCAUGCUAUCAAAAUUUAUCUGUAGCUGGGCUUAUUAAUGGAAUCAAUCUUGAGGAGCUUGUUAAUAAUUCUGUUUUCAUUUCUAAAUCUCAAGAAAUCACAGGAUCUGUUAUAUUUGAAAAUGAUGUUUUAUUCAAUAGCACUGUUACAACUCCUGGCACAAUAAAUGGAAUUGAUGUAAGGCAACUAAAUAACACAGUUCUAAAAAAAACUGCAAAACAAGUUGAAAUAAAAGAUCUCUUUUUAAAACAAAGUUUAACAGUUGAAAGUUUAAAACUUUCAGAUAAUUCAACAAUAAAUGGUGUAAACUUAAAAAAGUUUUUAGAAAAUGCAGUUAAAUUUUCUACCUCAAUUAAAUUAAAUGGUAACUUGUCAUUUCAAAAUAAUCUUACUAUUGAAAAUCUUUAUGUUGAUUAUCUGAAUGAUGUAAAUACUUCAAAUAUACUUCUUACAUCAACCAAUCAAACAAUGCUCUAUCAUCAGUUCUUCUCAUUUGCACAAAUGAAAAAUGUAAUAGUGAAUGGUUUAAUUGACACUAUAAAUAUUACUGAAAUUGAUAAUUUUUUAUUAAGGUCAGAAGGAGAUCAAAUUAUUACAGCCAAAUACAAAUUUGAAAAUGAUUUUAUUGUCCAAAACAAUAUAACAGUAAAUGGAAAUGUCAAUGGAAUUGAAUUAAAAUCUUUUAUUGAAUCAUCUGUACAUCUUACAAGUGAUGAAACUAUUUUUGGUUCAAAGAAUUUUGAUAAAGUCUCGUUUGGAGAUGUUAUCUUUAUGACACAUUUAAAUCUAGUCAAUGUUUCAGAACUUAUUAUUGAUGCAUUAGCUUUAGUUGGAAAUCAGGAAAUCUGCCAUUAUAAAUUUUUUAAUAAUAACAUAUCUACAACAAAUUUAUUAACUACCAAUAUUACAACUUUAGAGCUAGUAAACAACAUCAAUCUUGUAGAAUUAGAUAAAACAUCUGUACGACUAUAUAAAGACCAGAUUUUAGAAGGUAAUUACUACUUUAAUGGUAUAUUGUCAGCGCCAAACAUGUUUAUGAGUGGUAAGUUAAAUAACGCAAAUUUAGCCACAGAUUUUAUGACAACGUAUGGCAAUCAAAAUGUAGAUGGAUACAAAGUAUUUAUUAAUUUUACAAUAUCUGGUAAUCUUAAUUUAAGUGGUUUGAUUGAUGGUGUCAAUAUCAGUUAUUUAGACUCAAAUAGGGUUACUUUAAGCGGAAACCAAUUCAUUUUUGGAGAAAAAAAGUUUUCUUAUGUAAAGUCAAAUAAAGACAUAGAAUUCCCAAACAAUGCAACAGUUAACAAUCUUGAUAUUUCGGUAGAUUUGAUUUUGAGAUAUAACAAUAGUUUAAUUGAUGGAAAUAAGUUUUUCACAGAUGUUUAUGUGAAUGGUGACUUAAGCACAAUUAGUGGUAUUAUAAAUGGGGUAAAUAUAAUAGAAAUGAAACAACAAGCUCUGAUGUUAAAUUCUGAUAAGGCACAGUGGAUUUCAGGCAACCAGCUGUUUUUCGAAGCGCUAAAUAUAUUAGGCAACUUAAGUGUAGUUGGAACAAUUAAUGGGGUGAAUGUUAAUCAACCUAAAGAGUACAAUCAAAACAUAAGUAUGGUAAUUGAAUCAGAUAUGCAAAGUUUAGUUGUUAUUUCCAAUGCCACGUGUCAGUCUAUUUCAAAUCUUAUACAAAUAUCAAGUUCUGAAAACUUUUUUAAUGGUUUUGAGAAGUUGUACACAUCAAUUUUACCUAGUUCGCAGGUAGGAAAGAUAAAUUCAUUUAUCAGUGGAAAUCAAAUAUUCGUUUCAGUGGCUCGGGCCCCAGGUUCUGGAUGUGGUGCUGGUUUUGUUCUUCUUUGUUCCAUUAACAUGCAAUGUGAUGUUAUUCAAACAAUUUAUACAAAUGCAAAAACAAUGGAAUUUAUUGAAUACAAUUCUUCUGUUGCAUUAUAUGUUGCAAAUGAAAAGGCAGAUCAGGUCACAAAAGGUUGCAAAAAUGAACCUGAAAUUUACGUUUGGUCUGUCAAUUCUUUUUUACCAUAUUCUCAAUAUUUAUCAAGUGCUCAAUUGGCUGAAUUGCUAUAUUUUCAUAAUAAUAUAUCCAAGUUUCUAACGCAGACAUAUGGUUCAUACGACGAGGUAUCAGAUACGUAUCAGCGUCCGAAUAGUUUAGCUUGGAAUGAUUCAAAUUUAACUUAUAUUGUUGUUAGCUGGGAGGAAAAUAAUGUUGAUUUUAUAGAUAUUUUAAAUCUUAAUGGCACAGAUAUGACAACGUUAAAAGUUGAACAAACUAUCAGAGUAGGAACGGGUAAUAACCUUGGUUUCGGUAAAAUUUUGAAUGAGAAAAUGAUUCUUUCCAUUAGUUCAGAUAUUUCAAAUGAAAACAACAUUUAUAUUAAAAACAGUGCAACAGGUUCUUUUGAAUUUUAUCAAAAACUAUCCCAUUCUGCUUCCUCAGUUAAGUUUAAUAAUAUGUAUAAAAAGUCUUAUUUGGUUUACGCAAGUUCUUUAGACGGACUAGGUCUAUGUUAUUGGAAAGGAAUAUCAGGCUUUGUGAAUUGUCAUCCCAUUCAAUCGUCCGAUGCAUCUUAUGUGGAAAUCGUUACCACUGCUGAUGGAGUGUUUAUAAUUGCUGGUGGGAAAGAUAGUCUUAUGGUGUAUAAAGCAAUCAUUGAAGGCAACACUGUAGAGUAUCAAAAACCAAUAUGCUAAAUGUUUAUUAAAAAUUUUAUGUUUAUUGCAAUAUAUUUUAUUAUUUGUUAUUGGCUAUUAAAUUGCUUGAUAUUAUUUGAUAUGUAUUAUAAAAAAUACUUUAUAUUUAUAAAAUAAUUGCAGGUAUG